CAUGUCGGCCCCGCCCCUCACACAGCUGCAUGCCAUUCACUCAUCGUAUCAUGGGCGCAGUACCCCUACACGUGUCAUCUCUCAUGGCAUUCCAUCGACAUGGCACCAAAAGUGACUGUCUCUCUCAAUUAUUGACACCGUCUUCACCCAUCCAGCUGCACCUCCACAUCGUCCCUCGGCACCUCGCCCGCCUCCUCCUCGGCACACUCCUGAAAGUCGUCCUUUUCGCUCUUGGUGCCUGGCGAAAGGUCGCCGAUCAGCGCAUUCGCCUCGUCUGCGGCGACUGGAAAGUUGGGUCUUGUGACAGAAUGGAAGACGGAUUGGCGGGGGUGGCGGUGACGGAGGGGUGGGGGCGGCAAAGGGCAGCUCCUGCUGCUGUCCGUUGACGAAAUGAUGGCGGCUCCCUCGGGCGGCGUGAUGAAGGCAGCGGGCAUCGCCUCAAAGGCGCCUUCAGAUGGGUCGCCUCCCAGCACCAGUGGGGUGGUCUGCAGCACGUGGCUGUGACCCCUCGCCAGCUCCUUGCCCUUCUCCAGGACGGGCUGGGCCAUCUUCAGCACCAAGUGGAGGAAACUGCCGUCCUUCUUUGAGCGGUAUGACGGCCGUCUCUGUCUCUUGGCGUGGCGGGGGUGACGGGGGAGGGG
Messenger RNA from Vitrella brassicaformis, 641 nucleotides. NCBI's taxonomy places the organism in Eukaryota, Vitrellaceae. The record is from the annotation of a GenBank genome assembly.